Molecule: messenger RNA, 861 nt
Organism: Cotesia congregata
Lineage: Eukaryota; Metazoa; Arthropoda; Insecta; Hymenoptera; Braconidae
Source: the annotation of a GenBank genome assembly
AUGGAUACUACGAUAUUAAUUUCUAUUGCGGUGGGAAUUGUUACACUUAUUAUUUUUUUGACUAUUUGGUCGACUAGAAGCAAAGGAAAGUCAGUUAAAGAAGAUGAAAACCCAAGACCAAGAGGACAACCAGUAAGAAGAGCUGCUGGAGUGAGAAAUCCACGUCGUAUGCAGCACCGUCGAGAAGAACCAGAACCCAGAGAAGCAGCUGGAGAUGGCGGGUCUGAGGACGAAGGAGACGAAAAAGCUGCGGAGCUGCCUGACGGUAAAAUAGGAGCGAAGAAGCGCGCGAAACUAGAAGCCAAAGCCGAGAAGAAACAAGCUCGCGAAGCUAUGGAGCGCGAAAGAGAAGAGCGGAAAAAACGCGAGCAUAUGCAACAGGAAGAAGCUGAUAAGCAGCGGGAGCGAGAACGAGCCGAGGAGCUGAAGCAGGAGGAGUUGGAGAAGAAAGCUCGCGAAGAAAAAGAAAAAGCCGAGUACGAAGAGUACCUCAAGAUGAAGGAGGCUUUCAGUGUUGAGGAGGAAGGCUUUGAUCAGAAUGACGUUGAUGAGGAAAAUUUACUCGAUGAGUUUAUCAAGUAUAUUCAGUAUAACAAGGUCGUGGUCCUGGAAGACCUAGCUGGACACUUUAAUCUUAAGACUGCCAGUGUCAUUGAGAGGAUCCAGAGUCUUCAGGCCAGUGGAAGACUCACUGGAGUCGUUGAUGACAGAGGAAAAUUCAUUUAUAUUUCUCAGAAAGAAUUAGAAGCGGUUGCUAAGUUUGUCAAGCAGCGCGGACGUGUCAGUAUCGCGGAACUUGCGGAAAAUUCUAAUCGACUAAUUAGCCUCACUCCUGGUAACCAGACUGUCGAAGCUAAUUAA